CCGUCACAAGCAGUGAAAGGGCUUCACACACGCUUCGACCUGCUCUUUCGGGAUAUUCUCCUUAGUAAGGAGUAGCGAUAGCGGUAGUAGUAGCGAGUAGUCACUUGCGCAUAGUCAUGGAGUUUCUACUCGCAUUGCUAGCGCUUUCGUGCGGUUGUUCAGCCCUUCAUUUACAGCAUGGAGGAAUCAGUCAUUCGUCUCGAUCGUCGAGCGAGCCGCCAGCAACUCUGGAACACUGGCACGAGCUUCCCGAAGUACAUAUGAAUGUUACCCAGCUGAUUCAAUAUAAUGGGUACCCUGUGGAGGACUAUGACGUCACCACUGAGGACGGCUAUAUCUUGUCAGUUCAGCGCAUCCCAUAUGGGCGCGAGGGCAAGUGCAAAGGAGUCAAGGACAAGCCAGUGGUGUUUCUGCAGCACGGGCUACUCUGCUCAGCCACCAACUGGGUGACGAACCUGUACAACGAGAGCUUCGGGUUCAUCCUGGCCGAUCAGUGCUUCGACGUCUGGUUGGGGAAUGUUCGCGGGAAUACAUACGGGAAACGACAUGUCAAGCUACCUGUAGAUUCCGAUGCAUUCUGGGACUUCAGUUUCGACGAGAUGGCAAAGUACGAUCUCCCAGCAAUGAUCGACUUUGUAACCAAGACGACAGGCCAAGCGUCGCUGUACUACGCCGGUCAUUCCCAGGGCACCAUGAUCGGCUUUAUUGCGUUCGCGCACAAUCCAGCGGUCAUCCAGAAAGUGAAGGCCUUCUACGCACUAGCCCCAGUCUCUACCGUAUCCCACAUGGGAGGCGCGCUGAAAUAUCUUGCCUAUCUAUCCCCUGAGAUCGAGUUUCUUUUCAAAGUCCUUGGAGUGCGUGACUUCCUGCCGACAGACGACGUCAUGCGCGUGCUCGCUGACCUGGUGUGCAGACCGGACUACAUUCGCGUGGUGUGCUCCGACUUCCUCUUUCUCAUCGCAGGCAUGGACCGCUCUCAACUCAACGAGACUCGACUUCCCAUAUACAUCUCACACACGCCCGCGGGUACAUCAGUGAAGAAUGUGGUCCACUUCGCACAAAUUUUCCGCGAGAAGAAGUUCCAGAUGUACGACUAUGGCAGUGCGGAGAAAAACAAACACAAGUACAACCAGGACACUCCCCCACAGUACAACGUGUCAGCGGUCAAGGUACCGUCGGCGCUGUACUGGGGAGGCCAUGACGUUCUUGCCGAUCCUACUGAUGUUAAGGACCUGCUGGCUAAACUGCCCCACCAGAUGUACAACAAGUACCUGCCCACGUGGGACCACUUGGACUUCAUCUGGGCGCUGGACGCGGCAAGCCUUGUGUACGAUGACGUCAUCAGGCACAUCAAGUCCAAGGAGAUGGAGGACGCCUCAUAGAUUAUGACAAGAUCCCGUGGGGAGGGGGGUGGGUGGGGAUUCCAGUUCUGAGGAUAAAGGAGGAUCACUAAUUCCCGAGGGGGAGGGGUUACUCGGAUAGGGGGGAGGUACCCUGGGAUCUCGCACCACCAAAAGCCUGACAACGCCACGAAGGAAUGCCGACGGUAGGGCCGUGGCGCUGCUCGGCCUUUGGCUCGACAAGCCUUUGACACCCAGGGUAGGGGGGAAGGGGAGUUUGGGGGCUUUUAUUCCCAUGUUGUCAUUUUUUUACUUGUUUUUAGUCAUUCGAUCUGGGAUUAGUCAAUUAAAAAAAUCAUCUGAAUUAUAAA
Messenger RNA from Nematostella vectensis (starlet sea anemone), 1711 nucleotides. Its product is annotated as gastric triacylglycerol lipase. Gene Ontology annotation, biological process: lipid metabolic process. NCBI's taxonomy places the organism in Eukaryota, Metazoa, Cnidaria, Anthozoa, Actiniaria, Edwardsiidae. The record is from RefSeq and is a predicted model, not a curated record. Gene Ontology annotation, molecular function: hydrolase activity, acting on ester bonds. The coding region runs from base 117 to 1382 and encodes 421 amino acids. The transcript has 6 exons.